Messenger RNA from Lolium perenne, 888 nucleotides. Lineage: Eukaryota; Viridiplantae; Streptophyta; Magnoliopsida; Poales; Poaceae. The record is from RefSeq and is a predicted model, not a curated record.
AUGGACUACUGCCCAGACAGCUGGGAUGAACCAACAUUCACGGGGUUGGCGGCAGGUUGCCCGGAGGUGUGCCGCCUCCACCAGAAGGAGCCGGUGAAGCGUGUCGCUUUUGAAGGAACGAACACCGGCCGUCGCUUCUACAUGUGUUCUGUGCAAGGGAUGCAGUACAUUGAGAAUUGUGGCUUCCACUCUUGGCUUGAUGAUGAGUGGCCACAGCCAAUGAAGAACACAUUGCUGAAGCUGUGGGGAAUGUACCAUGACAUGCAUAAUGCACUUCUGGAUGAGAAGAUUGAGAAUGGCAAGCUUGUGAAAUAUUUGAAUGAAGAGAGGAUAAAGGUGGAGAAGAAGUAUUCCAGCCUGAUGGCUGAUGUUUCCAAGUUUAUGAAUGAUACUGAGAGGCAGGUUAUGCAGGCAAACUAUGACAAGAUAAUGAAAUGCAGUGAGGAGGAAAAGUUGAGGGAGAUAAAGACUAAACUUGAAAAUGAGCUGAUGAAAGCCAAUGAUGAAGUGGCUAUGCUGAAGGAGGGCAAGAUUGCUGAUGACAGAAAGAUGAAGCUGAUGGAGGAAGAAACUUUGUUGCUCAAGGAUGAGAAGAAGAAGCUAGAGUAUCAGCUAUUUGAUCUGUUUAAGUUGAGCAGUGCUAGGAAUGACAAGUUGGUCAAGAUCAAGCAGAUAUGUGCUGAAGCUCUUGGAGCUGCUGGUGCUGCUCUUGCUGUUGGAGCUUCUGGUGCUGCUCUUGCUCUUGGAGGUGCUGGUGCUGCUCUUGCUCUUGGAGCUGCUGGAGCUGCUCUUGCUCCUGGAGGUGCUGGUGCUGGUGGAGGAGCUGCCGCUGUGCUUGCAGAUGCUGAAGUGUUGCCAUCAUCACUCUGUGGCUUCAGAGGUGCCUAG